Messenger RNA from Durio zibethinus, 1426 nucleotides. RefSeq lists its product as uncharacterized. Gene Ontology annotation, cellular component: ribosome. Gene Ontology annotation, biological process: translation. Gene Ontology annotation, molecular function: structural constituent of ribosome. Lineage: Eukaryota; Viridiplantae; Streptophyta; Magnoliopsida; Malvales; Malvaceae. The record is from RefSeq and is a predicted model, not a curated record.
UGGCUCAAACACAAAAAAUAAAACUUGGAAUACGAGCGAGCUGGCGUUUUACCUUUCCAUUUGCAAUACGACAAAACGCACGCUGCUUAACCCUUGCCUCCGUUCUCUAAAGACGCCCUCCAGCGGAACGAUCCACGGAGAACGUUCUCCGGCCUCAUUCAACGGCCAGAUUUCGUCCACAUCCGUCUUCAUGAUGAGCAGGUGACUUUGUCUUGCUGCUAUUGAACAAGUAAUUCCUGAUUUUUGGGAGUAUGGCUUUGUCGAUCUCUAGAAGGAUUGUUCGUUCUUUUGGGUCAUUGUCUGCCUUGGGGCGUCGCGAUUCUUUAAGUGUCACAUUACAUUCUUGUCAAGAUUCUGAUUUGAGUGGCCAUAUUUCUGGGGAUAAGUUACCUCAUGCAGAAUGUUUUAGCUUUUCCAAGAGUGGUCCGUCCUUCCUUGCUUGUCGGAGGUUUUCAACUAAAAUUUUGACUCCUAAUCCAAGUGGAGGUGACUUUCCAUCUGAUUUGCUGUCUUCAAAGACUGUACAAACACCAGAACGUACUAUAGGACUUUACCAGGACCUGGUAAUUCCUGUGACAAAUUUUCAUAAUGAAGACAAAGGCUUAAUGGUUUUGGCUGGUGAUGUCUUUGAUGUACCUAUUAGAAAGGAUAUUAUCCACCGUGUUGUACUAUGGCAGCUUGCAAAGCGACAACAGGGAACUCAUUCAACAAAAACUAUUAGUGAGGUUAGUGGGACUGGUAGGAAGCCAUGGCAACAGAAGGGCACUGGUCGAGCGAGGCAUGGAACACUGCGCGGCCCCCAGUUUCGAGGUGGUGCUACCAUGCAUGGCCCUAAGCCAAGAAAUCAUGCUAUUAAGUUGAAUAAGAAGGUUCGACGUCUUGGACUGAGGAUUGCUUUGUCUGCUUGUGCUGCAGAAGGAAAGCUUCUUGUCUUUGAGGAUUUGGAGGUCCCUACACAUAAGACCAAAAAUAUUGUGAACUAUGUAAACCAAAUGGAGAAUACCAAGAAACUUCUGCUGGUGGAUGGUGGCCCCAUAAAUGAAAAAUUGAAGCUAGCUACACAAAAUCUACAUUAUGUCAAUGUACUGCCGUCAAUUGGCUUGAAUGUCUAUAGCAUCUUGCUGCAUGACACGUUAGUGAUGUCCCGUGAUGCUGUUAACAGGAUUGUUGAGCGAAUGCACACCCCAAUCAACCGUUGAACUAGAAUUGUGUGCCUUUUCUUCUAUUAGUUUUCUUUUGGAUUAGGAAGCCUAGCAUUUUUCUAGAAGCAGCUGAAAAUAAAAGUAAAAAAAAACCCCUCAAACAAUUUGUGUUAUCUCGAUAAAAUUUUCAUGCCUGGUUUGAUGUAUGUGUAUUUUAUUUGCUGAGCCAAAAAACAGAGUGCUGUCGACUUUGGCUAUAAAGACGGGUUUGUUACUUUCUCUUC